Messenger RNA from Didymodactylos carnosus, 1102 nucleotides. The record is from the annotation of a GenBank genome assembly. Lineage: Eukaryota; Metazoa; Rotifera; Eurotatoria; Philodinida; Philodinidae.
CGUAUACCGCUUCUACUAUGAUAUUCGGAAUCAGCAUCAGCGAUUACAUAUGUCUAUAGAUCUUUUGAGCAAAAAGAGAGGGAAUACUAGAGAAUCUUCCCCUGUGUGUCCAGCUACAGUUUCAUGGUGAAAACACGAGAUGAUUGAAUGAUCUUUUGAAGUCAGUGAGCAGGAGUAGGAACGUUUUUUAUUGCAGUAAUCAGUUCAACGUCACUGAUACCAAAGUGACUUCAAACAUCGCAUGAAUUCAACGUCGGUAAUACAUCAGAGUAGUCAUCAAUCGUUUUAUUUAUCAGUUAAUCUUGGUUCAUGUGACCGCAAAUGCUUUUCUUUCUCUAGUGGUGGAAAUUUAAGAAAAUUAAGUGCUGCUGUAGCAUUCAUGGCAAAUCCACAAGUGGUAUUUUUGGACGAACCAACCACAGGUUUGGAUGCUGUAGGAAAACGUAAAUUAUGGGGAAUAAUUAGAGCUGGUCGAAAUGAAGGACUAACUGUUAUAUUGACCAGUCAUAGCAGAAUGGAAGAAUGCGAAGCAUUAUGUACACGAAUUGGCAUUGUUAUCGAAGGUCAAUUUCGAUGUAUUGGGGAAUUGAAUCAUCUACGUAAUAAAUUUGGUCAAUAUUUCGGCAAAGGCUACAUGGUUCAGGUUAAUGUUGAAGAGGAAAAUUUGGAAGAACUUCAACAGAAUUUAACACAAGAAUUUCCGGGAAUUGAAAUGGAAGUUCUUCAAAAUGGUGUUUUAUCAUGUAAUAUUCCGUUGAAUACAAAGGAUAUUGAAUAUAACCUGGCUGACAUUUUCAAAUUAUUUUAUGGUAAAAAAUUAGCAAAAACCAUUCGCAGUUAUUCCAUAUCACAAACCACAUUGGAACAGAUUUUUGUUCUCUUAGCCAAAGAACAUGAAGAUCGAAAUAGAAGAAAAUCAUCAAUUAUUAGUCUCGGUGUUCCUAUUCGUAUGAACCAGACUUCAGCUAAAAGUAUACAAAUCGGAGUGAGUGCAAGACAAAAAUCGGGUGAAACGGGAAAAAUAAGUCGACAGACAACAAUUGAUAGUAAUCACAAUGAGAAAGUUCAUGCAGCGGACAUUGAAGAAAAAACUACAUUAUGA